CCUAGUGUCAAGACUCCGAAAACCCACCUCAGGAAUUUGACACAUGCCUCAUCCACUGUUGUAUCACACUAGGACGACUACUCGGGGCUCCUAGUCUGCAGCUACUCUUGAGAAAUUGAGGUUUUUUUUUGUUGGCUGCUGAAAUGUGUGUGACUAGGAAUAAAGGGGUGAAUUAUGAGAAAUUCAUCGAGCAUUUUCAAGGUAAGACUAGAAAGUUUGAAAGGCAUAGCUUUGUUUUAGCUGUGUUUAUGUUUUUGGGUUCUGUUUUUUGUUGCUUUUGUGAUGAGGUUGCUAUGGUAUCAGUGCCUCUUGGUUUUGAGAUUUCAGGUUUUGAUAGAAGUAGAACUUGGGUGUCUCAAAAUGGGGUCUUUGCAUUUGGAUUCUUAGAGAGUUGUUCAAAAGAAGAUGAAGUUGAUAGCUUUGUUGUGGGAAUUAGGUAUAAUUUAGGAGAUAAUGAAACUGUGAAUGUUCCUGUAUGGAGUGUUGGUGGUGGUCUUAGGGUCUCUAUGAACUCUACGAUGAGGCUUUCCAUGGAUGGGAGGCUAAUUUUGUUAGAUAACCCUAGUGGUGUGAUUGUUUGGAGUAGUGAUACUUCUAGUUUAGGUAUUAGAAAGGCCAGUCUUUUGAAUAAUGGGAACUUAGUUCUUGUGGGUAUUGAAGAUAAUGUGCUUUGGCAAAGUUUUAAUAGCCCAACUAGCACUCUCCUUCCUGGUCAGUCUUUGCAUUUUCCUCAGACCCUAAGAGCCCCUUCCAAAAAAUCAACAUCUAGUUACUACAGUUUUGUGAUUCGGCACUCCGGAGAGCUUGCUCUUGUUUGGGAGAAUAAUGUGACCUAUUGGAGUAAUCAUGUGAACCUUCUUAGGAGUGUUAAGGAAGCUAUACUUGAUGGUAAUGGUCUUUUGGGGCUUAUUGAUACCAGUAAUAAAACCGUGUGGUCCAUAUCAAGCAAGGAUUUUGAUGAACCUUCUCCGACAUUGAGGCGUCUUAAGAUGGAUUCUGAUGGGAAUUUGAGAAUCUACUCAUGGAACCAUGUGCUCCAUGAAUGGAAGGUUGGGUGGCAAGCAGUUGAAAACCAAUGUGAUGUAUUUGGUUCAUGUGGUCUUUAUAGUUUAUGCGGGCUUAAUUCCUCUGGAGCUGUCUGUGAUUGUCUUUACCAGGAUUCGGUAAAUUGGGGAACUGGCCUUUCCACAGUGGAUUCAGGUAGUUCCGGGUGCAAGAAGAUGGUGGAUUUGGGGAACUGCAAGAUGAAUACAAGCAUGAUGGUUAUGAGACAGACAUUUUUGUAUGGUCUUUAUCCUCCUCAGGAUGUUGAUAUCAUGCUGAGCGAGAAAGCUUGUAAAGAAUACUGCUCUAAUGACACGAGCUGCAUUGCAGCAACUUCAAAAAAUGAUGGUUCGGGUAUUUGCACAAUCAAGCGAACCAGUUUCAUUAGUGGGUACGGGAAUCCUACUGUUUCUGCUACUUCAUUCUUAAAAGUGUGUCUAGUCCCUCAGGCUGUUUCAGCUCGAGGAGCUAAUCCUCAUGUUACUGUGAAGCCAAUUCCAACACCCAGAGGAGUUGACAGCAAGAACUUCACUGCAGUUAUUGCUUUGAUAGUUUUGGUAACAGCAUCAGGUUUUGUGGCCAUUGAGAUGUUUGUUUUUUGGUUUAUGUACCGCAAACGGAAAAUGAAAGCUCACAUAAGAAUCCCCUUUGGCAAGGAUGCUCAAAUGAAUGCUCAUUACAAUAGUCUUAUCAGAUUAUCCUUCGAAGAGAUAAAAGAGAUAACAUCUGACUUUGCAAAUAAACUUGGCCCCUCUGUUUAUAAAGGUGCAUUACCAAACAAAACAACUGUUAUUGUGAAGGCUCUGAAUGAUGUGACAUCAGAUGAGAAGGAUUUCCGAGUUGCAGUCUCUACAUUAGGAAGAAUGCACCAUCGGAACCUUGUGCUAUUAAAGGGUUUCUGUUUCGAGGCCAACAACAGGUUUUUAAUGUAUGAGUACGUCCAGAAUGGUUCUCUGGAUAAAUGGCUGCUCAACAUGGAACCUGACCACAAUGAAGGGACAUGGCAGCAGAGACUUGACAUUGCGCUUGGAGUUGCUCGGGCCCUUGCUUAUUUGCACUCAGAAUGUCAGAUAUGUGUAGCUCAUGGGAACUUGAAGCUCGAGAAUGUCCUGCUUGAUGAAAAUUUCAUUCCUAAAUUGACUGAUUUUGGACUUGGAAGCUUGUUCAAGGAGGAGGCAACUUCCUCCUCAGUGUCUCCUUCAGAGAGAGAUAUCUACAUGUUUGGGGAGAUGCUGCUGCAAAUUGUCACUUGCAAGAGGGAUAUGCUGAGUGACAAUCUGAACCUUUUGGUUGAAAAGACGAAUGAAGAACUGAACUCAGAGGAUAGCAUAAUCUCUGAAGAAGUAGAAAGAGUUGUGAGGAUAGCUUUGUGGUGUAUGCAAAAUCAGACCUUUUUACGACCUUCCAUUGGUGAAGUGGUUAAGGUAUUAGAAGGUACACUUUCUGUAGAUAGGCCUCCAUUAGGUUUUGCUUUUAGACCGGACCAGAUGGAUGGGAGAGUUUUAGCUGACGUUGAAGUAGACUCCUAGAAGAGAUCCUGAGUUUGACUAGGAAAAAUGUGCUUCACAUUUGUAGGUUUAGUUAAAGAAUGUGGUUGCAACUGGAGGUCCAAAGUUUUUGUAAAUUGGACCCUUGAAAUGUAUCAAUUUUCUAUCGUCAAUGUAAGCCAAGAGACUAGUUUUGUUUUUUUUGUUUUUUUUCCCUGGUUUUGCUUGUGAUAAUUAAUAUAUGCAGUACCAGGCCUUUUCCAGCUUAGUAUGUUUCUUAUUUCUUUGUACAGCUUUAGUCUUGAUUUAGUUUUUACAAUCCUGCUCUUUACUAUUAAUCAGUUUUUGUUGGUUUAUAUAUUUGUCUUGGUUAACUGCCUGGGCUGCCUCGGCUCCAUGUGCUGCUUUGUUUUGGUAAUACAUCCAGCCUAUUACUCUCAAGGUGUGUCUUCAAUGUCUUUGGAAUAAUCCAAUAGCAUAAGAAGCAUGCUCAGAGAGCCAUAACUGAUGCAUAAGAUCUGGUCAUUUCACAGGGAGUUGUGGGCUGGAUGUUUGUGUGAUUCGGGCAUGGCUCAAAGUUUCAACUUAUGCGCCCGAUGUUCUUUUCAGUAUCUUAUGAUUCCUUUGAAAUCAUAGGAGAAAACACCUAUUCUCUUUUUGCUUUUGUUUUUUUCCAGUAAAUUCUUCCUUUAGAAGCAUUGAAAGGGAAGUAAGGUAUAUCUACCUUUGUGGACUACUGGUGGGGUUUGCAAGCCAAAGGCAGCUGGAAUAUCCAACUUCAUCCUUUUCCCUCGUUUCCUUUUCUUCUUUCUCUUUGUAUGCUUUUCUUGCUGUCAGAGGAAUGAAAAACCAUUGGCUUAACCCUACAUAAAUUCUUUACUUUACUUUGAUUCAAUGGCAACACACACUAUUAAAUACUAUCAAGAGUGUCUCACACUUCCCACAAUCAUAUCAUAUCGACGAUCAAAUUUGACUGCAGGACAGAUUAAGCAUUUCAACAUGGGUUUUCUUGGUGUAGUUGCAAAGCGUUUGGAUGCAUUUGUCGGGCCUGGAAUCAUGCUUGUUUUUCCACUGUAUGCAUCAUUGCGAGCCAUCGAAAGCCCUUCACCUCUUGAUGACCAACAGUGGCUAACCUAUUGGAUAAUAUACUCUUUCAUUUCCAUUUUCGAGUUGUCAUUUUGGAGAAUCCUAGUUUGGCUACCCUUCUGGCCAUACAUGAAGUUGUUGUUUUGCAUGUGGCUGGUAUUGCCCGUUUUCAGCGGGGCUUCAUAUAUCUAUAUGAACUUUGUGAGGAAGUAUGUUGUGAAGUUUGGUGGCACAGUGAAUGAGGAUUACCCAGAA
Populus euphratica (Euphrates poplar) is the source of this 3872-nucleotide messenger RNA. It is a transcript of the gene HVA22F, whose product is annotated as HVA22-like protein F. Gene Ontology annotation, molecular function: ATP binding; protein serine/threonine kinase activity. Lineage: Eukaryota; Viridiplantae; Streptophyta; Magnoliopsida; Malpighiales; Salicaceae. Gene Ontology annotation, biological process: recognition of pollen; protein phosphorylation. The record is from RefSeq and is a predicted model, not a curated record. The coding region runs from base 144 to 2573 and encodes 809 amino acids. The transcript is spliced from 4 exons.